AUGGCUAUACUAUUCAUGCCAUGGAAGGCACGCGAUCCAUUGUCCCAGGUUAUUCGUCAUGGAGCCUGGCUGGGCGUGAUGGUCAAGAUCGCAUACGUCUUCACUGGUGCCAGAUGUAUCCGUGCAUACUCUACUUUUAUCCUCUAUUCAAUGGCUGGCUGGUCGCACAAAGCUGCGCUGUUUGAAUCUCUGAUGAUAGGAUUUGCACGAUUGCCUACAACCCUUAUACCGGUGCUGCUGGUUGACCGUUUCGGUAGACGGCCGCUGCUUAUCAUAUCCACAAUCGUUUGUUUUAUUUCACUCGGGUUAAUGAUUGUCGGAAUCGAUAUUGGACCAAGCUGGAGGAUUGCGACAUUGGUUGGCCUGACCACAGUUCUUCUGAUCAGCGCGUGUGGAAUCGGAUCGCUUUCACGGUUCUAUGCUGCCGAAUUGGUGCCUCGGAAGCAUUCUUCUCGAGUCCACCUCAAUCCUUACAAUAUUCAUGGGCAAGCGCUACUGGUGUUCUUCAUCCCAACGGCAAUUUUCAUGUUUCUUAUGUGGAUGUGUCCGGAAACAAGUAAACGAACGGUUAACGAGGUAAUGAAUGAUAUCGCUCAGAGGAAGAAGCUGGACAUUGUGAUCCCUACCUAA
Ostertagia ostertagi is the source of this 630-nucleotide messenger RNA. The record is from the annotation of a GenBank genome assembly. Lineage: Eukaryota; Metazoa; Nematoda; Chromadorea; Rhabditida; Trichostrongylidae.